Molecule: messenger RNA, 4405 nt
Organism: Pogona vitticeps (central bearded dragon)
Lineage: Eukaryota; Metazoa; Chordata; Lepidosauria; Squamata; Agamidae
Source: RefSeq, a predicted model, not a curated record
GUCCGGGGAUCCCCCACGAAGGGGCCGCAGCCAUGAGUCGCCGGGUGGUUCGCCAGAGCAAAUUCCGGCAUGUCUUUGGGCAGCCGGUCAAGGCGGACCAAAUGUAUGAGGACAUCCGGGUCUCCAAGGUGACGUGGGACAGUUCCUUCUGCGCCGUCAACCCCAAGUUCCUAGCCAUCAUCGUGGAGUCCGGCGGUGGAGGGGCCUUUAUGGUGUUGCCCUUGAUCAAGACCGGCCGUGUGGACAAGAAUAUUCCCUUGGUCGCUGGACAUACGGCCCCCGUCCUGGACAUCGACUGGUGUCCCCACAAUGACAACGUCAUCGCCAGCGCCUCUGAAGACACAACGGUCAUGGUAUGGCAGAUCCCUGACUACCUCCCCGUGCGCAACAUGACGGAGCCCGUGGUCACCCUGGAAGGACAUUCCAAGCGCGUGGGGAUCAUCACCUGGCACCCCACGGCCCGCAACAUCCUACUCAGCGCAGGGUGUGACAACGUCAUCAUCCUCUGGAACGUGGGCACGGGCGAGGCGCUCCUGACCCUGGACGACCUUCACAGUGACCUCAUCUACAACGUCUGCUGGAACCGCAACGGCAGCCUUUUCCUCACCACCUGCAAGGACAAGCGCCUUCGUGUCGUUGACCCCCGGCAACGCCUGGUGGUCGCCGAGAAAUUUGCACCCCACGAAGGGAUGAGGCCCAUGCGCGCCGUCUUCACCCGCGACGGACUGAUCUUCACCACGGGGUUCACACGCAUGAGCCAGCGGGAGCUCGGCCUCUGGGAUCCGAAGAACUUUGAGGAGCCCAUCGCCCUCCAGGAGAUGGACACCAGCAACGGGGUCCUCCUCCCCUUCUACGACCCUGACUCCAGCAUCGUCUACCUGUGCGGAAAGGGGGACAGUAGCAUCCGAUACUUCGAGAUCACGGAGGAAGCUCCCUACGUCCAUUACUUGAGCACCUUCAGCAGCAAGGAACCCCAGCGCGGAAUGGGGUUCAUGCCCAAGAGAGGACUGGACGUUUCCAAAUGCGAGAUUGCCAGGUUUUACAAGCUGCACGAGCGGAAAUGUGAACCCAUCGUCAUGACUGUUCCACGAAAGUCGGACCUUUUCCAGGACGACUUGUAUCCGGACACGCCGGGCCCAGAGCCAGCCCUCGAAGCGGACGAAUGGCUGUCUGGAAAGGAUGCCGAGCCCAUCUUAAUCUCCCUCCGGGAUGGCUACGUCCCCCUCAAGAACCGGGAGCUCAAGGUUACCAGAAAGAACAUCCUCGACAGCAGGCCUCCAGUCGGGCCACGGCGGAGCCAAUCCACUUGCGAGUCUAACUUUUCGCACUCUGCGCUUGAGGAACUCCUGGCGGAAAUCAAGUCCCUACGGCAGACGGUUCAGGCUCACGAGAAGCGCAUCUCUGACCUAGAAAACAAACUCGGCCAGUUUACGAACGGGACGGAUUGACCCCCGUUCUUUCCACAGCGCCUGGGACUGAGUUUUGUCCUCAGGAGACCCGGAUUUUGCCUCAGCCAGCCUUCAUUUUAUUUUAUUGUGUUUUAUUUUAUUUCUGUCGACCCUUCGUCCUUUGAGGACCCCCCCCUUCCCGGCUGCUUCCCCCUCUGGCGGCUCCUGGUGGACGUUUCCAGGAAAGCAACACACACGAACCAACCUCCCCCCCCCCGGCCACCUUCCCUGCACGGCUGCGUCCCUGGGACUCUAAAACAGGACCUUACGAUGGGGGGGGGGAAUAUGAGAGAUGUCAUCAUUUGAGCCCUAGAGAAGUGGGGGUCGGGGGGGAGAGAAAGGGGUUUCAUGCUCUGGCCACUAGGGAGGACAGUCCGCCCACUCAGAUGUAGGGGAAUCCCAGCCAGGCAACAUGAUGCCCCCCCUCUAUCUCCUCCCUCCCUCCCCAAGAAAUAGGGGAAACUGAAAUGGGGUGCAUCCAUCCCACAUUUUGGGGUUCAGUUUUGGGGCACAGGGGAUGAGCUUUUUGGGGGGGCAGAGGAAGAAGGCAAGCUUAGGGGAGGUGUUCUUGAUGGGGAUACUACAAGUCCCAUUAUCCCCCAAUCUGGCUUUUUCCAAGCUCUGGGUGGGUUGGUGGCGGGAGGAGCCGCGCCCUGCAGGCAGGGGAGGCGUUGCCAGGAGAUGGAAAGGGGAGUGUGCAUGUGUGUUUGUGUGUGGGGGGGGGAAGUAUGAUGGGAUGGUUCAGGGAUGGUAGGUACCUCUCGCCUUCAUCUCGACUUGGAACAGGCCACCCCAAGCUUGCAGGGGGGAAGGGGGGCUGUGGGUCAGAGUGGGUACACGCACUCCCCCCCCAUGCAAGGUUUGCACCCCAGGGAGGCGGGGGUGACGUUGGGCCAUCGCUGAUCAAAACAUACUUGCAUUAAAGAAAAAUAAAAUACGGAAAAGGUGGGUUAGAUUUUCCUGAUCUCCUUUGGUUCUGCCAAUGGGCAGAAAUGAAUGCUAUCAAGGGUAUUGCUGGGUAAUAGAGUCUAAUGAGGCUUCAGAAGCGGGGUGUCCAGAAAAGCCGUAUAUCCACUGAGGAGCAGAAAAUAAAGAGGCGUAAAUGGGAGAUCUGAAAUGGAAAAGCAAGGCCCUAAGCACCAACUUGCAGCCAAGUUAAGGUUCUAGUCCUCAUUGUUUGGGACAGGAAUAUGGUUUCAACCAGAACCCGGGUUCCCUCCCUGUGUUCAAGGGAUGGUGAACUGAAUUUAAACACACAAUUUGGGCCCGAAUAUUGUUCAGUCUUGGCUUCCUGGCUGUUCAGACAAGGUGGUGGAGAUCUGGGCUAGCGUGCGAGAGAGCUCUCUAGAUUCAGAAAGGAAAAAAAUAUUUCUGUUGGUGGAAAGCACUUCUUUUGGCGAUACGUAUUAUUCAGGAUUUCUCAAGCAAAAGUACGGGUGCUUAUUUUUUACGUUUGAAAUGUCAUGCUUAGGAUUUAGGAUCUCGCAAGAAAACCUAUUUGCAGUAACUACUUUUCAUCAAAAAUAACUGGCACUGAAUUUUUGUGUGCUUUUAAUUUCAAAUAACAAAAGGCAUGGUUUUGUUAAACCACCAGGUUAGAUGACAGGGAAAGGAGAGGUGGAGAGGGAUGUGGUGCUGAAAAUCAUCAUCUUAGAACUGCUGAGCUGGAAGGGACCCUCUGGAUCAUUGAGUCGGGCCCCUAUCAAGGAAGACCCCCCAGGGAAUUCGAACUCCCAACCUCUGGUUCCCUGGCCAGAAGUCUAAAACGUGGAGCUAUCCAGAAGUUUGAGAACAAACCUAUCAUCCCUGAGUAAAGGGAACAAAGGUUUUUAGCCCUGCAGUUGAGAAAAGGUGGGGGUUUUUUUUGGGGGGGCAGCAUUUUUCUUUGCUAAGAAGAAAAAUAAAAUAGAAUGUAGAAUAUAAGAACAUCUUUGCGCACCUGGACACACAAACACAGAAAGGAAACAGGAAGCAGGAAAGGUUCAUGAGAUUUUCAUAGGUGUCUUUGUGCAGGUAACACACCUGAGCCGGAUGGCUGUGGUCCCCCUUUCCUUCCCCCCCACCCGUGCAAGUUCACUGUGGAAGAAAUGCCCCCCCUCCUUCCAAGCUGUGCCCGAUCUGCCCCGGUUGUGCAAGACACGCUUGUGUGCAGCUACCUGGGUACCCUAACGGCUGCAGGUGGCCUGGCUUCGCCCCCCUCCCCACAGCAUCCUGGGAGUUGUAGUCUCUUGAGAUCCCGAGGAUCCCCAAAAACCGCAGGAGGGGGUUCCCGAGUCCCCUUCCCCCCCAAAAGGUACAAAUCUCUGAAGACGGAUCCGGGACCAGCGUCACCAAACUGCUCCAACGGGGCAGCGGAGACCUGCCUUCAUGUUGCCGGGAUUUGGAGACCAGGAGAGGAAGGGGCCUUGUUUUCACCACCCCCCUCCAAUCGCUCCAGCCUCCCCGUUUGCUGUGGAGCCUGGGGGUGGGCGUGUGUGCGCGCGCGUGCGGUUGUCAGACACGGGGAGGGUGUGUUUGUGUGGAGGUUAGCACCAUUGAACGAUGAUGGGUUGUUCUGAUUUCAGGGCUGCGAGGCGGCCAGGAGGCGCAGGGCCGAAGGGCGGGCUUCUGGGGCCAGGGCAGAAGGAGGGGGACUCGAACUCAGCCCCUCAGCCCGGACUUUCUGUCCCUGUCUCCCCUCCCCCAUUUCCCAGGCAAAACAAGUCAGGAGGCUUCAGAGGCAGGCUGCGUGGAGAACGCCCGAAUUUGGGGAAGGGAUCAGCGGAGGAGGUGCCCCUUUGGAGAGGAGACCUCCGGGCCCCCAAGGCUUCGGCCUUCUUACUUGUUCGGUAUGGGAUGGAAAGAGGCGUUUCCCCCCCCCCUCGCCCUUUGGGAUUCUGGAAGCUGAAGGCCAGGUUCGGGGGGCGGGGAAACCGGCACUUGGGAGAGGGGGGAGCGGGGCCUCUCUGGGGCUGGGA